AUGCAGGAAAUUCUGUUGUUUACACGUGUCUGUAACACUGAGCCGCUAAAGCAGCCCAGCAAGCCCAGAGGGUCUGGAAAGAUAAAUAUGAAUUUAGAAUCCAUUUAUCGGUUAAUUGAGGAAACACAAAUCUUUGGGAUGCAGGAGUCAGUGGUUAAACCACGGCCCGACAUGGGUGCACCUGCCUCGGUCCCCAGGGACACCUGUAAUUCCUGUUGGCCACUUAAUGGGCUACAUUCGCAUGCUGCCCACAGCUUCUGUGCUCACGGGUGCAGCACCAACGAAUGGGAUAUUUGUGAAGAGCUUCGCCUGCGGGAACUUGAAGAAGUCAAGGCCAGAGCUGCUCAGAUGGAGAAGACCAUGAGGUGGUGGUCAGACUGCACAGCCAACUGGAGGGAAAAGUGGAGUAAAGUUCGAGCUGAGAGGAACAGUGCCAGGGAGGAAGGAAGACAACUCAGAAUGAAAUUAGAGAUGACAGUGAAAGAAUUGAGUGCACUGAAAAAGAAGCAAAGUUCACCACAUCAAAAGGAGACCUUGGAAGCUAGAGUUGCCCUGGACCAGACGCGCUCUAGUUUCAUAGAUGUGUCCUAUGUACAAAGGGAUCAAUUUCAAACUGGCUCGCAAAUGUGUGAGUCUCUCAGAGAAUGUCUGGUGAAAAGAGAAUUUCCCACAAAGGAGAACAGAAAUACUGUGGAAGAAGGUUUGAUUCUCGACCCAUUAAGAUUAAAUGAGGAGAAACUCCAUCUAGACUGCUCCGAUUUAUUCGAGAACAGUGGUUCUGGAAACUGUGCAAUGAGACCUGGGCUACGACAGCCAGUGGGACAUCUGCCUUUGGAGGAUGGAGUGCCUGAAAUUUCCACUCUGCAGGAGCAUUUGGAUGAGCUCCAAAAAAUCCUUAGGAAAGAAAGGGAAAUGCGCUCAUCCCUGGAAAAAGAAGUAGAACGACUGGAGUCAUCUGUGUCUUUGUGGAAACAGAAGUAUGAAGAACUGAAAGAAUUGACAUCUAAAAAUAGGAAAGAGCUAGAGAGAUUGCAGGUGGAAAAUACAGUGGAAUGGGACCAGAGGGAAAUAUUUGAAACUGAAAAACAAGGACUGGAGAGAGAAAAUAGAAGGCUGAAGGUCCAGAUGAAAGAAAUGGAUGAACUCCUCAAGAGGAAAGAUAGAUUAAGUGCAAACUCCCAAGGUCCUGAUUUCAAGACAUCACAAAUUGAACUGCAGGAGAAAAACAAGGAGCUGUUGGACCUUCAACACGCCUACCGUAGACUCAGCAGCCAACACCAGGCGAAAACAGCAGAGCUGACUCUUGCCAACCACCGAGCUGAUCAGAGUGCAGCCGAGGUAAAGAAACUGCGAUUUGGAGUGGAAGAACUAAAACAGAGACUCAACCAAAAAGAAGAUAAGCUUGAUGACGUCCUGAAUCAGAUCCGUAAGCUCCAGAGAUCUCUGGAUGAACAGAAAGAAAUCAAUGAAAACUUGGAAACUGAACUCAGGCACUUACAGAACCGGUAA
Eptesicus fuscus (big brown bat) is the source of this 1509-nucleotide messenger RNA. RefSeq names its product coiled-coil domain containing 102B (gene CCDC102B). The record is from RefSeq and is a predicted model, not a curated record. The transcript is spliced from 7 exons. NCBI's taxonomy places the organism in Eukaryota, Metazoa, Chordata, Mammalia, Chiroptera, Vespertilionidae. The coding region runs from base 1 to 1509 and encodes 502 amino acids.